AUGGUACUGCCCGGUAGAACAUGCCUGGAAAGCUACCUGCAGCGCUUCAAGGGUGGCUUUGGCCUCAGUGCCAAUAUUUUCAAUGCAUUAACUGAAAAGUCGAAGACCAUGGAUGUUUACAGUCGACAUGGUGGCCUCGUCAUCGAUGAGAUUAAGCUUUCCGAGCACCUAAAUGUAAAAUCAGCCGGCCACAUUGAAGGCUUUGUCGACCUCGGGGAUCAUACACCUGCUGACCAGAAGAAUGUGCUAGCAGACCAUGGCAUGGUUGUGCUGUUUCAACCAUUUACUGGAAACUGGACGCAAAUUCUUGGCGUUAUUGCCUCCAAGGGCAAUGUGAAAUCCGCGACACUGGCGAAAAUCGUUGUGGAAACGACUGUCCUUGCUGAAAAAGCUGGCCUCUUUGUAGACUGCAUAACAUGCGACGGCGCCACCUGGAAUAGGAGCAUGUGGCGGCUGUUUGGAAUACAGGGUUCUGCAAGCCACGUCCGGAACAGCACCAAGCACGCAGUCGAUCCGAAGAGGCAGCUGUUCUUUGUGUCGUAUUUUCCACACUUAAUGAAAAACGUGAGAAAUGGAUUUGUUGCGAAAGGGUACCUGACACCAGCUGGACAUGUCCACAGUGGUAUUGUUCAAGUAGCUUUCGAAGCAGAUCGCGAAAGUGUUACACUAAAGGUGAUGCCGAGCAUUACAAAUUCCUACAUUAAGCCGAACUGUUUCGAAAAAAUGAAGGUGGAUCUCGCAUUUCAGCUCUUCAGCGAUCAGGUCAUCAAAGGGCUUUUUGUGUACAGGGAGCGCAUUGAGUCUUCGUAUAGGACUGUGCAACCGACUGUAGAUUUUGUGAAAGAAAUGAAUCGCCUGAUUCGUGUCAUGACAUCACGGACAAGCGAAAAGGCGCUCAAGCCUUGCAGUCCAAACAUGCACUUUUUGAAAGGGCUUCUUGAGUAUUUGCAAGUGGGAGCAGCAUGCAAAACCAGCUGGUGGUGGUUUUCUUACACAAAGCACAGCUUCUGGACUAAGGGUUACCAUCAAGAGUACCCUUGA
Messenger RNA from Dermacentor silvarum, 1041 nucleotides. RefSeq lists its product as uncharacterized. The transcript is spliced from 4 exons. Lineage: Eukaryota; Metazoa; Arthropoda; Arachnida; Ixodida; Ixodidae. The coding region runs from base 1 to 1041 and encodes 346 amino acids. The record is from RefSeq and is a predicted model, not a curated record.